AUGGCAGCUGUGCUUGCUAUCUGCAGGGUCUUGGGAAGGAAGAAGUCGACACGCCUGGGAAUGGCUGCGUUCAACCUUGCAGAUCCUGGAGCUCACACCACGCUGUGGAGAAGAGUGAGGAAUGUUGCAAUGGAAAAUCCUUUAUAGGAGACACUUGAGAAGUGCAUCUUGUGUAGGAAGUGUGUAGAUUAUAACAAUGUACAGCUUUUUUAUGCCUUUGUGGGAAGAUGCAGAAAGAAAUCACAAAAACAUUUAAGACAGUCCAAUAAUUGA
Messenger RNA from Ochotona princeps (American pika), 273 nucleotides. RefSeq names its product small ribosomal subunit protein bS18m-like. NCBI's taxonomy places the organism in Eukaryota, Metazoa, Chordata, Mammalia, Lagomorpha, Ochotonidae. The record is from RefSeq and is a predicted model, not a curated record.